Molecule: messenger RNA, 2361 nt
Organism: Phaeoacremonium minimum UCRPA7
Lineage: Eukaryota; Fungi; Ascomycota; Sordariomycetes; Togniniales; Togniniaceae
Product: putative kh domain-containing protein
Exons: 10
Coding region: 1-2361 (786 amino acids)
Cellular component (GO): nucleus
Molecular function (GO): RNA binding
Source: RefSeq, a predicted model, not a curated record
AUGGAUGACACUGAAAGAAGAAGCGCUAAGCGGUCGCGAUUCGACCAGACCGAACCAGAGCCUAAGAGGGCUUCGAGAUUUGAUCGCCGCUCAAGGUCACCUCCUGCGAGAAAGCAUGAAUCCAUCCGCGAGAGAAGCCCUUUGAGAGAUGCUGCCCCUCCCGCCCCAGACUCGCCCAAGAAGUCGCCUCUGGAUCCCGCUGCCGCUGCCGCUGCCGCCGCCGCCAAGAUCAAUGCCCAGCUUCAAGCUCGAAAGGGGAUUCAGCACGUCGAUGUUCCACCGGUUAGGUCAUCAUCGGUCUCAUCUGCUACCAAGCCUUCAGACGCUGGCGGCGCAUCAAGUGGCACCAUCAACGGUGAGAUUUACAUUGCAGAUGGCGACUACAUUAAGGACAUAGAAGUCAAUGAUCUUCGAAACCGUUAUCUCCUGACCAAGGGGUCUACUCAGAAAAUGAUUAAAGAUGAGACCGGCGCUGAUGUCACCACCCGUGGAAGCUACUACCCAGAUAAGAGCAUGGCCACUGCAGUCAAUCCUCCUCUCUAUCUGCAUGUUACAAGUACAUCGAAGGAGGGUCUUGAGAAGGCGGUCGAGAAGAUUGAGGAAAUGAUGAAGCAGGAGCUCCCUCAGCUGGUCGACGAACGUCGCUUCCGACGCCGAGACCAAGAGCAAGUUGAGCGAGAUGAAUUCGGUCGACGCAAAUGGCCUGAAGAAAGAAUUCCGAUCACGCUUGAGUCAGUUCCGGGUUUCAAUCUUCGAGCACAAGUUGUUGGUCACGGCGGCGCAUAUGUCAAACACAUUCAACAGGAGACGGGUUGCCGCGUUCAGAUCAAAGGCCGCGGCUCUGGCUAUCUAGAGACGGCCACUGGGCGUGAGAGUGACGAGGACAUGUAUCUUCAUGUCACCGGGCCGGAUCCCAACAUGGUCCAGAAGGCAAAAGAGCUCUGUGAAGACUUACUUGCCAAUGUCCAGGAACAAUACGAGGAGUUCAAGAGCCGGCCACCACGCAAUUAUGGUGGUUCCGGAGGCUACAGCGAUCGACAUGGCAGCCAUUCUGGGUCAUACCAAGGCUAUGGCGGUUACAACUCUCCCGCACCAGGAGCCGGCAAUUCCGCGUCCCCGCCCCCUGGAGCUAGCGGUACUCCUUCGACAACUGAUUACAGUCAAUAUGCCCAAUACUACGCGAACGCAGGCGCUGGAGCUAAUGGCCAGGAUCCUUACGCAGCCAGCAGCAAGGCAGCCCUGCCCCUCCAGGUGCUUCGGCGUCACCUCCACCUCCUCCGAGUGAAGCUCCUCCUCCGCCACCACCAUCUAGCUCAGCUCCGCCUCCGCCUCCAGGAGGAGGUAGCUACGGUGCAGAAUUAUGAUCCGCCGUCUGCCAUGAGCCAUCAGCGUUACCCGUCUCAUGAUCCUGUCAAGGAACCUCAUUCGAUUUCAUUGAAAGUCUUGCGGCUUUCUCGACCUUCUCUUGUCGCACAGCACCCCCUGCAGCCGCCGUUAUCUACACCGUCCGCUCACUCAGCACCUUUGGCAGCAUCUCUGGCCUACAGCUCCAAUGGCGGGACCAAUCCCGAGCCGUUCAUCUUGAGCCCUAUCCUAAACCUUCCUCCGUCCUUUGGCUCUGCCUACGUCGGAGAGACGUUCAGCUGCACACUCUGUGCAAACCAUGAUGCGCCAGAGACUGAUUCGAAUCUGGAGGGAGGACCCACCGCCCCCGCUGCUAAGCAAAUACGGGAUGUACGCAUCGAGGCUGAGAUGAAGACCCCGGGGUCUGCGUCCGCCGUCAAGCUGGAUCUUGGCCCUGGUGCCGCCGACGCCAACAGCAAAGGGGUGGACUUGACACCGGGGCAGACAUUACAAAGGGUAGUCAACUUUGAUCUCAAGGAGGAGGGAAGCUACGUGCUGGCUGUUACCGUCAGCUAUUAUGAGGCAACGGACACGAGCGGCCGGACGAGGACAUUUAGGAAGCUGUAUCAGUUCAUAUGCAAGGCCUCGCUCAUCGUCCGAACAAAAGCCGGCCCGCUAGCUGCUACGGAAAAGGGGGGCAGGAAAUGGGUCCUCGAAGCGCAGUUGGAGAAUUGCAGUGAGGAUACGAUUCAGCUGGAUCGAGUUCUGCUAGACUUGGAGCCCAGCUUGUCAUACACAGACUGCAACUGGGAGUCAAGUCGGGGCUCCAGGCCGUCAAUGCACCCUGGUGAGGUCGAGCAGGUGUGCUUCGUUGUUGAGGCGCCCGCUCAAGGACAAGAAGGGGUUAAGGAGCAGGAUGGACGAAUCACGUUUGGAACGCUCGGCGUUGGUUGGCGGAGUGAGAUGGGGAAUCGAGGCUUUCUGUCAACAGGGAAGCUUGGAACUCGGUACGUUUAA